Molecule: messenger RNA, 4102 nt
Organism: Delphinapterus leucas (beluga whale)
Lineage: Eukaryota; Metazoa; Chordata; Mammalia; Artiodactyla; Monodontidae
Gene: KCNAB2
Product: potassium voltage-gated channel subfamily A regulatory beta subunit 2
Biological process (GO): regulation of action potential; regulation of potassium ion transmembrane transport; potassium ion transport
Cellular component (GO): juxtaparanode region of axon; membrane; cytoplasm
Molecular function (GO): potassium channel regulator activity; transmembrane transporter binding; voltage-gated potassium channel activity
Source: RefSeq, a predicted model, not a curated record
GGAGCUAGUGGGAUUCGGGGGCGCUAAAGUCGCAGGGACAGGGCGGGAAGGAAGAUCCGGAGCGGGGCAGAGGAUCCGGAGCUGGAGCCCCCAGGAUCUUCCCUCCUUGAAGAAGGGAGUGGGUCGGGACGAGUGAGGCCAGCUCCAUGUAUCCGGAAUCGACCACGGGGUCCCCGGCUCGGCUUUCCCUGCGACAGACUGGCUCCCCGGGCAUGAUCUACAGUACUCGGUAUGGGAGCCCCAAAAGACAGCUCCAGUUUUACAGGAACCUGGGCAAGUCGGGCCUCCGGGUCUCCUGCCUGGGGCUCGGAACAUGGGUGACCUUCGGAGGCCAGAUCACGGACGAGAUGGCAGAGCAGCUAAUGACCUUGGCCUACGACAAUGGCAUCAACCUCUUCGAUACCGCAGAAGUCUACGCGGCGGGCAAGGCUGAAGUGGUGUUAGGAAACAUCAUCAAGAAGAAGGGAUGGAGACGAUCCAGCCUCGUCAUCACCACCAAGAUCUUCUGGGGAGGAAAAGCCGAGACGGAGAGGGGCCUUUCCAGGAAGCACAUAAUAGAAGGUCUGAAAGCCUCCCUGGAGCGGCUGCAGUUGGAGUAUGUGGACGUGGUGUUUGCCAACCGCCCGGACCCCAACACGCCCAUGGAAGAGACGGUGCGUGCCAUGACACACGUCAUUAACCAGGGGAUGGCCAUGUACUGGGGCACAUCGCGCUGGAGCUCCAUGGAGAUCAUGGAGGCCUACUCCGUUGCCCGGCAGUUCAACUUGAUCCCGCCCAUCUGCGAGCAGGCAGAGUACCACAUGUUCCAACGCGAAAAAGUGGAAGUGCAGCUUCCCGAGCUCUUCCACAAGAUAGGAGUGGGCGCCAUGACCUGGUCCCCUCUGGCCUGUGGUAUCGUGUCCGGAAAGUACGACAGUGGCAUCCCGCCCUACUCGAGAGCCUCCUUGAAGGGCUACCAGUGGCUGAAGGACAAGAUCCUGAGUGAGGAGGGCCGGCGCCAGCAGGCCAAGCUGAAGGAGCUGCAGGCCAUCGCCGAGCGCCUGGGCUGCACCCUCCCCCAGCUGGCCAUAGCCUGGUGCCUGAGGAACGAGGGGGUCAGCUCCGUGCUCCUGGGCGCUUCCAGCUCAGACCAGCUGAUGGAGAAUAUUGGAGCAAUACAGGUCCUUCCAAAACUGUCGUCUUCCAUUAUCCACGAGAUCGAUAGCAUUUUGGGCAAUAAACCCUACAGCAAAAAGGACUACAGAUCCUAAGAAGCCCCCGGCCGUUUGCCUGGACGGUUUCCGUUUCCCUCCUAGCCUCUCUGUUAGCUCGCUUAAGCUAUUUUGAAGCCAAGUCGAGAGUGUGGUUUGCUUCAAAAACAAAACAACGCACCAAGAUGUCACCGGGAAAAGACCGCAGAAGUCGCUGCCACACACUACCCGCUGCUUCGCAGGACCGCUGUCGGGUUCGUGUCAGGGAGUCGGCAUUGAUUCGAAGGCACUCGUGCGGUCCCACCCAAGCCUGCCGUCUCUGCUCCUCCUCCAGGAAACCACCAUGUUUUCGCCCAGCCAUGGGCCGUCUCAGAGACUCAAGUCCAGGCCAGGCCAAGACCAGCUGGGGCCUGGGGGCAGGCAGAGCCGGCCUCUCCUCUGCCGAGAACCCCACCCGGCAUUGGGGAAGGGAAGAGGAAGCCGGGUCUGCCUCUUCCUGUGGCCCCUCGGCGGGGCCCUGGUCAGGGCAGGCCUCCCUCUGGGGUCUCCCUCAUUCCCCCUCUUGCCAAGGGCUCCAGGCACUUUCCUCAGGCCUAACCUCGGAUUCUUCCCCCAGCCCCUUCUCCCAACCACCCGCCCCAGUGUGUCUCCGAGGGGCCUUCCGAGCUGCCCCUUGACACCCCCCCCCACCGGCCACCUUGCUGGCAGGGGCAGGGAUCCAGGGAGAUUCGCCCUGCAGUUUGGGACACACAAAAAGUUGGGGGGCUCUGAUUUCAAGCUCCUCGCCCCACUGGCUUCCUCCCCGCAAACAAUUGAUGAGCCCCAGUGCCUGGGCUCCAGUCCAGGUCCCUCCAGGGCCCCACCUGCCCUCCCUCCCUGCCAGGCACCCAGUCCUCCACCCCUCUGUCCUCGCCCCAGAAGGCCCCGAGGUCACACGUGCUCAGCUGGACUGUGGCUGCUGACCACACACCAGGUAGCCAGCCUCUGCUGUGCCCGGGGGGUGGUGGCCUUGGGGUCUGCAGAGAGCACAUGCUGGGACCCUUUCAACGAGGGAGAGUCCCUGGGGUUUUCUGUGCUGUGUGCCUGGGGCCUGGGGGCCAGCCAGCAGCAGCCCCUGCGGUCUAGGAAAAGACCCCGGGAGCCUCUCUGUGGAGCAGUGUCCCCUGUGAGGCCUCAGACCAGGUGGGUGGGGUGAGGUGCUCUGUCUUGGGUGCUCAGAGCUUGUUACCAGGACAGCAGUGCCACCCCCAGGACACCUCCACACAGCCCACGAAGACAGAGGGAUGGCUGGGGUCGGUCAUUACUGUCCACACCAGCCCCCCCUCCCCCCAAGCCUGGAACAGACUGGGGACAGGGAGGGAGGGCGGGACAUUCACAAGUGUCAGCCCUUUUGUAGCCGGGCCUGGGGCUGCAGGGAUGGAGGCGGGGAGGCGGGCCGGCCGCCAGGAGGCGCAGCCCCCAUAGGCCUGAGCGGCACCCAGCCUUUGCUGGCCGUGGUGGGUGGGAGUUGGGGGCCAGGCUCUGCAGACGCCCCAGCCCACCGAAUACGGGCCCUCGUGCCCUUGGGCAGACACAGCCCAUCCCGCUUUGCCCUUCAGAGAGGCCCCUCCCUGCCAUUAUUCUCAGAGGGGCCGCUGUCCAGUCCUGGCUGAGCCGAGGCCUGGGAAACUGGCUUUAAGAAAGCCACAAAAGUGGGGGGAGGGAGACCUUCUUCCACUCCUGACCUUUGUGCUGGCCCUGGAGUCUGGAACCUUCUCCCUCUUUGUAGACCAGGCCCCUGGGGGUUGUCUUCACCAAGUCCCCUGCACACUUCAGCCGGUGGGUGUGGGGAGGGGACAAGCCUGUCCCAGCAGAAUCCCCAGCCACUGCCCACCAUCAGACGGUGGGAUCUGGCUCUGAGGACAGGACACUGCAGUGGGGCGGCUUUCAUCCCAGGCCCAUCCAGGCAGGGACCAAGUGCUCUGGGCCAGGCAGUCCCAGCAGCUGUCCGUGCUCAGGGGCCAGGUUACCAGCCGCUCAUUGGCGAGAUGGCUGGGCCCUCUCCACACUGCUGUCACCCUGCCCACCCACUGCUGGAAGAGGGACCAGGGCGUGCAGUCGGGGCCGAGGUCGGGACUGCCACCUCCCCACCCCGUGAGCCACACCUAGGAAGGCCGAGCCCGCUGGCUGCAUGUUUCCCAGACGGAGGGAGACAAGGGCCCCCAGGGUUGAGCUCUACCAAGGCCUAAGUGCCCAGCGCAAAGACCCAAGCAGCUUCCCGGCCCUGGGGCACCAUCCACGGCCUGGUUCUGUAUCCCCGCUGCAAGUGGGUGUGGGGGGAUGCCACCCUGCUUCCUGAGGGAGGGUCCCCCGGCUUCGGGGGUGCUGGAGUGGGGCCCAAGGGCGGUCAGAGCCUGGAAACAGAAGAGCUGGGCCGAGGCAGGCCCUGGAGGGGCAGCCUGGGCCCCGCCUGGCACGGGUUUCAGACCAGCCAGCCGCACCCUACCUGCUUGAGGGGAAGCCCGCCAAGAGCCCCAGCUGCCAGCCAGCCUCUCACCCUCCCCUUGAAGCAGAGUUUUUGCCCCCAGGGGUCCACCUGGCAGUGCCCCACACGGGAAGAAGGCCCAGUCUGGGUCAGGGCAGGACCAGUCUUCCUUGCUAACGACACACAGAGCCCCCAGCAUUUUUCACCCUGAAUCUACGGCAAAUUCGAGGUCCCGAGGACGAGAUGGGGGCUUGCUCUGUCUUCUGUUCUCUCCAGUCAUGUAAAUAAUGUGCUACUUUUCUCUCCCCGCCUUUAAUGACUGUGGCUCCUCAGCUAACUGCAUCCCCUACACAGGCAGAGAUGCCAUAUGCCUCGCACUUCCAAAUGACACUCAGUGGAGACGCAGUGCCGUAUUUAUGGAAUGACAAAAUAAAACCCAAGCCCAUCA